Colossoma macropomum (tambaqui) is the source of this 2927-nucleotide messenger RNA. It is a transcript of the gene pank2, whose product is annotated as pantothenate kinase 2. NCBI's taxonomy places the organism in Eukaryota, Metazoa, Chordata, Actinopteri, Characiformes, Serrasalmidae. The transcript has 7 exons. The coding region runs from base 114 to 1427 and encodes 437 amino acids. Gene Ontology annotation, molecular function: ATP binding; pantothenate kinase activity. Gene Ontology annotation, biological process: coenzyme A biosynthetic process. The record is from RefSeq and is a predicted model, not a curated record. Gene Ontology annotation, cellular component: cytosol; nucleus.
UGGUUCGCCAAUGAUUCUGGGCAGCACUCAGAUAAAAUGCGUACGAUUUUAUCAGCUUUUAAUACUGUGUUUGUCGUUUCAAAGGCCCCCGGGAAGCUCUGUACACGUCCGUUAUGGAGUUGAAUGGCUACCACUGUGAUGGGGAGGGUUGUGGGGAAGCCGAAGAUGAGGACACAACGGGGCCGAUGCAGGUCCGCUCGGUGGUCGAGGCGCCAUGUAGCUUGGCUGCUGCCGAGAGUAUGGAGAAGGCUGCGGCCGGUGGACCCGCCCACAGAGAGCGGAGGAUAUCUAACUCGACCUCGGCGAGACAGAGGACCGACUCGCUGAGGAAAAACAGGCCGCCUUUCCCAUGGUUUGGCAUGGAUAUAGGUGGUACACUGGUUAAGCUGGUCUACUUUGAGCCCAAAGACAUCACAGCAGAGGAAGAGCUGGAGGAGGUUGAGAGUCUGAAAAGCAUCCGUCGUUACCUCACCUCACACACAGCCUAUGGCAAAACGGGCAUAAGAGAUGUGCAUCUGGAGCUGCCAGACCUCACCUUGUGGGGCCGCAGGGGCUGUAUGCACUUCAUCCGCUUCCCAACCCAUGAGCUCCCCGCUUUCCUGCAGAUGGGCCGGGACAAACACUUUUCCAGCCUGCACACCACACUCUGCGCCACCGGCGGUGGGGCAUACAAGUUUGAGGCCGACUUCCGCACAAUGGCAAACCUGCAGUUGCUGAAGCUGGAUGAGUUGGACUGUCUGAUUAAGGGUGUCCUGUACAUCGACUCAGUUGUCUCAGUUGGACCUCCUGAGUGUUACUAUUAUGAGAACCCUACAGACCCAGAGCGCUGCCAGCAAAAAGCCUACAAUCUGGAGAAUCCUUACCCUCUGCUGCUGGUGAACAUCGGCUCAGGGGUCAGCAUUCUGGCCGUCUACUCCAAAGACAACUACAAACGUGUCACAGGCACCAGCUUGGGUGGUGGUACUUUCCUGGGCCUGUGCUGUUUGCUGACUGGCUGCUCCACCUUUGAAGAUGCAUUGGAAAUGGCCUCAAAGGGGGAAAGCACUCGUGUGGACAAGCUGGUUAGAGAUAUCUACGGGGGUGACUAUGAAAGAUUUGGAUUGCCAGGAUGGGCAGUGGCCUCUAGUUUUGGGAACAUGAUGUGCAAGGAGAAGAGAGAUUCUGUCUCAAAAGAAGACCUGGCCAGAGCUACACUUGUUACUAUAACAAACAACAUUGGUUCAAUCACACGCAUGUGUGCACUUAACGAGAACAUUGAGAGAGUGGUGUUUGUUGGGAACUUCUUGCGGGUGAAUACGUUAUCCAUGAAGUUGUUGGCUUAUGCUUUGGACUACUGGAGUAAAGGACAACUCAAAGCUCUGUUCCUUAGACAUGAGGGAUAUUUUGGUGCUGUCGGAGCACUGUUGGAAUUGUCGAAUUCAGCCUGAUCAUCACAGAUCAUUGUAAACACCUCAGGUCAUCGCUCCUACCAAAAAUCCCAGUAACUUUGGAAGUUUACCACAGAUGCCUUUAGUGACUGACCAUGAGGAUAUGUAAUCUUUAUCAUUAAUGAAAUCUAAUAUUUCUCCUUCAUGUCCUAAGCCAUGUGUAGCUUAGUCAUGUCUAGCUCUGUUUGUUAGGAGAUGCUGCAUGUAAAACUCAGGUGUAUGUUACAUCCUUUGGCCAUGUCUUUUGGAUCUGUAUGGCCAACUGCCUACAUUGUGAGCUUGGUUAUUAGCACUAGUCAGCAAGAUUCACUUUAUAGCCUUUAUUCUUUAGCCACAAACAACUUUUAUUGCAGUCUGUCCUAACGUUUUUUUAAAGCCAUGUUAGUACAAAAUGGCUUUACAAAGGAACACAUGCUGUGUUAUAAUUGUUACACAGUUAUAAUACCUUGCAUAUGCAUCAGAUCAACUUAUUCUCAUACAUCAACUCUUGAAUAAGAGCUCAAAGAGACCAAGUCAGGCCAGUCAAUACUUUGUUUAUAGCGAGGCCCAUAAAUGAGACAAUGUUUCAUAUGCUCAGAAGGCAUUCAUACGGACCUUUUAUAUUUGUAGGUUUCUUUUUCUUCAACUUCGGAAUGUAAAUGUUUGAGUUUGAGAUACAUUUACAGUUAUUUUUGUUGUAGUCUUUUAAGUAUGGAACACAGCCAGUUCAACCAUAAGACCAUUCAUGCUUCUCAAUUGUAUAUUCAUUAGUUUUCCAGAAAGGGCUGUACUGUUUUUUUUUUGUUGUUUUUUUUUGUUUUUUUUUGUUUUUCUUUGUUUUUUGUUUUUUUUCCUCAUCAGUACAUACUAACGCACUAAAUAUGUUUCGACAUAUCACAGUGGAAACCCAAAAAUAACAAUAUACCGAUUUAAAAUGUAGAGGUGAACGUUAUCAAGUUUUUCUCACUGUAAACCUGUGAUUUGCACCUAACUGGGGGGAAAAACACUUGUAGCUGUGUUUGAUUACAGCUUUAGCUUUAAUUCACGAUAGAUUUAAAAUGUUUUCUCAAGAAGACGGUACCAGGGUUGUGGUCCAGCUGUUUGUUUCAAAUUUGGUUAUGAUUUUACCUCACAGUGCUGAUCAGCCCACUGUUGUCAGUUCCUUCAUUUAAUUCCUGAAACCAUUGGAAAGGUUGCUUUUUGUUUUAAAUUGUGCUUGAUGUGAUGUAAAAUACAGUCUUUAUACAGUCAUUAUACUUCAGUUAUUGUUGUUAUAGGUAGCCUUAAAAGUGCCUGAGUAAGAGACAAUCUUGUUAGAUAUAUUUGUCCAUCUUUAGAGGUACUUAGAGUACAAACCAGAACCACCUUUGUACUUUUUUCCAUGUCUGUUUUUUUUGUUUUUGUUUUUGUUUUUUUGUGUGUGUGUGUGUUUGUUUGUUUUUUUUUGUUUGUUUUGUUUGGGGUUUUUUUUGUUUUUUUGUAAUAAACUUUUUAAAAAUAUGUUCUGGGCUCCUCAUAUUU